GUGAGAGAGUGAGGAAUGUUGAGAGUUGUGAGAUCAUCCGUUCCCAGAUUCUUCACCACAACCCCUCUUCCCACCUUUUCACCCUUUGCUUCUUCUCGUUUCUCAGUUCGUUCCAUCGCUGAUUCUGCUGCUCCUUUCCAGAAAAUCCAGAUUCAAAGGGAAGACACUACAUUUGAUGCAUAUGUUGUUGGCAAGCACGAUGCUCCUGGAAUUGUUGUGCUUCAGGAGUGGUGGGGUGUGGAUUAUUAAAUCAAAAAUCAUGCUGUCAUGAUUUCUCAGCUUGGUCGUGGAUUUAAGGCUCUUAUUCCAGAUCUGUACAGAGGAAAGGUUGGUCUAGAUGUUGCCGAAGCGCAGCAUUUGUUUGAUGGUCUUGAUUGGCAAGGUGCGGUGAAGGAUGUCCGCGCUUCAGUUGACUGGCUUAAAACAAAUGGUUCGAGGAAGGCUGGUGUAACUGGCUUUUGUAUGGGGGGUGCUCUCGCUAUUGCCAGCUCUGUCUUGGUUCCAGAUGUUGAUGCUGCUGUAGCUUUCUAUGGUUUUCCUUCGUCUGAGCUUGCAGACCCUGCCCAAGCCAAGGCUCCUGUUCAGGCUCACUUUGGAGAGCUGGAUGAUUUUGUUGGCUUUUCGGAUGUUACGGCUGCGAAGGCCUUGGAGGAGAAAUUGAAGGCAUCUGGAGUUCCACACGAGGUACACAUAUAUCCCGGCAACAGACAUGCAUUUAUGAACAGAUCUCCAGAAGGAAUCAAUAGGAGGAAGAGCAUGGGAAUGCCUGAUGAAGAUGAAGCUGCAGUUCAGCUCGCCUGGUCUCGCUUCCAGUCAUGGAUGACACAUUACUUGUCUAGUUAGUUAAUUUAUCACUAGCUGAAGUAUGAUAUAAUGCUAUACUCUAUCUUAGGUAGAAAAGUAACAUGACUGCUGUAAUCUCUAACUAAAUGUGUUGCUUCCGUACUUGUGAUAAAAUUGACUUGGAGGAUAAUUUAAAAACUCUUCUGGUUUUUCUGUAUUAAGAAAAUAUGGUCUUUGACUGGUGGUGCUAUUGUUCAUCAA
This is a messenger RNA of Lotus japonicus, 1044 nucleotides long. RefSeq lists its product as uncharacterized. Gene Ontology annotation, molecular function: hydrolase activity. The coding region runs from base 268 to 843 and encodes 191 amino acids. Lineage: Eukaryota; Viridiplantae; Streptophyta; Magnoliopsida; Fabales; Fabaceae. The transcript is spliced from 5 exons. The record is from RefSeq and is a predicted model, not a curated record.